Ostertagia ostertagi is the source of this 2634-nucleotide messenger RNA. Lineage: Eukaryota; Metazoa; Nematoda; Chromadorea; Rhabditida; Trichostrongylidae. The record is from the annotation of a GenBank genome assembly.
ACCAUCGAUAACGUGACGGUUGAUGCUCAUCCUAUUGAACAAGCUAUUGUCAUCAAGUAUCAAGUGGAAAACAGUCGAAACCAUCGCACCACAGAAUGUCAAAAGCUGAUUAACCUCAAAGAUCUCAAUGAAGACGUUGACGUCCAGUUAUUGGCUGAUGUUGUUAUGGAAAAAUGUGCUCUCAUACCAGAAGGAAUGCGUCAAGAAGUUGAACAAAUUCUGUUCUACUUACAAAACAGGAAUAAACGUGCUAAGACUCUUAUCGGUGCAUUAGCUCGUGUAUUCCGCGAGGAUUGGAAGAAGAAUUUUGAAUUAGCUACCACAAUUAUACGCAUAUUUGUACAAUUCUCAUACUAUAACCAAUUUCAAGCAACUUUAUCUCAUCACAAGAUUGGCGCCUUAUGCAUGAAUGCUAUAGAGUAUGAGAUAAAGCGCGGCGAUUUAUGGGCAGCUGAAUCGAAAAAUGCAGACGAGAAAACGGCACGAAAGUGUCGUCUAGCUAUACGCAAGCAACAAACGCUCUUGGCAGCGUGCAUCACUUUGCUAACCAAUCUUGCUCAUGACAUUAACGUGGAGCUCAAAAUGGUCCGCCGAGAUAUCGUGCCGAUUCUAUUACGCUGCUUGAGCAUGCGAGAUUCAGCCGAACUUACGCUGGCUACGGUUCAGUUUCUGCUGAAAUUGAGCAUCUUUGAAGAGAACAAGUCAGCCAUGGAACAAGGAGAUAUUAUCGGGAAAUUGUUGCAAUUAUUCCCGAUCGGUGAUGUCGAACUACGCAAAGUCACAAUACGUCUGCUCUUCAACCUUUCUUUCGACGCGAAAUCUCGCCGAAGAAUGGUUGCUGAAGGUCUUGUCACUCACGUCGCUCCUCUAAUCGAAAGUGAUGCUAAAGCACUAAAUCUCUUGUAUCAACUCAGCGUGAACGACGAUGCCAAAGCCAUGCUAACAUUCACGGAUGCGAUGCAAUUGCUCAUGCGCGAUUUGCUCACUGGGAACGGUAGCGAAGCGACAAAAGCGGUUUUGCUGAAUGCUUGCGCAGAGAAGAGGAAUGCUCAACUUGUAUGCGGUCACGAUGGACAAGGACUUGCUCUACUGAUGGAUGCUGCAAUUGAUGGACGCGAUUUAAUGGUAGCGAAGAUUGUGCGGAGCAUUGCUAGUCAUGAAGGACCUACACAGGAUAUGUUUGUGAGCUCGAUGCCCAGGCUUCUCGAAGCGGGAAUGAAGAACGCCCUCACGCAGGAAGACGAAAACAUAGCGUUAGGUUUGGAAUUCAUCGGUACUGCAGCUCUGAUAAAAGUAGCAGAUUGGAGCAGCUUAAGUACUUCGUACGAUCUCGUGAAUUGGAUAGGGGAGAGACUGAAAGCUUCUGGUGGUGAGAACGAACCUCUUCAAUUGCAGUUAGUAAUAAUGUGUGGUACUAUGGCUCGACAGGUCGAUGCAGCAAGAACUUUAGUACCGCUUCUUGAAGUGUUCCUUCAACUUCUCCACACAAUGCAAGAAGAUGACGAAUUUGUUGCGCAACUACUGUAUCUUUUCCUACAACUGCUCCGUCAUCGUGAAUUAGCCAACCGCCUAAUGGGCCCUGACUCCGCUCUCGGUGCUUAUGUAAUUGAUCUUAUGCACGAUAAAAAUCCGGCAAUCCGUGAAAUGUGUGACAACGCCUUGGUGAUUAUAGGGAUGGGUAUAGCCUGGUUAUGGGAAUCAGCUCGCCACAAGCAGGGUGAGCGAGGACUCGCGGCUUCGGGAGCUUGUCUGUGUUGCGUUGUUGUCUUAGCGUAUUGCGUGUCAGCUAGCCACUCCAUAGUUUUGAUGUCUGCUAUGUGGAUCUCAAUAUUUGCACUCUGCUCACUUCUUUCGGCGUUGUAUUCGAUGACGAUUACGCAUAAGCCUAUGGAGAAGUUCAGCUACGGUCUAGCGCGAGUUCCUGUUCUGGCCGUCUUCAGCACUACUGUACUUGCGCAGUUGUUCUCAAUAUUUUUGUCGAAGGAAUCCUUCGAACAUUUACUAUCCCCCGAGCAUCAAGGAUCACACGAUGCGGCGGCUGCACAUGAACACGAAGUGGAAGUUGUAGGUAAACAUGAUUUCCCUUGGGCAGACCCUGUCUGCUGUCUUUUAUUGUCGGUGGCGGUAUUUUCGACAAUGUGGCCUUUAUCCACGUAUACCGGCAUGAUUCUAUUGCAGACAGCACCUCCUCAUCUUCUCAAUCAAAUUGACAGAUGUAUUUCUGAAGCGUCAACUAUCGACGGUGUUCUGGAAAUACGCUCACGUCACUUUUGGCAACUGGAUUUCGGGCAGCUAGUUGGAACUGUGGACGUGCGAGUUCGAAGGGACGCAGACGAACAAAACGUACUAACUCUUGUCACUGAUAAGAUGUCAUCUGUUGUAAGCAUGCUCACAGUUCAGAUUGUUAAAGACGCUGCAUGGCACACGGUUGAGGGAACGAAUCCGGGUCACGGGCAUACGUAUGGUGACCCACAUGUUCAUGGAGAUAACCACAGUCACGAUCAUUCCCAUGACCAGAGUGCUUACGGUGUAGCUGGUUAUGGAAAUCCAGCAAGCGCACAACAGGGAUACAGUAGCCCUCCAGUUUUUAGCCCUUCCCAUGGUCACAGCCACGAUGGCGUAACCUAUCAUUGA